UUUCUGAGUGGUCCUUCAAGAUGGAGAACAUCUUUGACCACUAUGAUCUGCUGGAGGUGAUGGAAGGAACGGAGAAGCGCCCCGAGAACGACCCGGAGAAGAGCCCGUGGGUGCGGAAGAGCGCACAAGGCUAUCUUCUACUUGGGCAAGCGUUGGGGAGCAGCCAAAUCCGUCACAUCAAGCCUUUUCAGCGUGAACCAGCAAAGGGACCAAAGGCAUGGGCUGCUCUCAAGGGUGUACACGCUCCUGCAACAGCGGCGGUGGCUGUGGUUUUGGAGCGGCAAAUGGCGGCCCUUCGAAUUGACGAAGGCGAACCGGUGGAGGACGGAGUGCAGAAAUUCUUCGACUUGUUGACACGGCUUGAAGGAGCUGACCUGAACUACAGUGACCUUCAAAAGAAGACCAAGCUGCUGGCCUUGCUUCCGGACUCAUGGUCCUCGCUCAUCAUCAACCUAAAUCGAGAUCUGCCCCGCCUCUCGCUCGAAGAUGUGAAGCGGGAAAUCUUACAAGAAGAUUUCCGCCGUCGUGAAUUGGCGGGUACCGAUGGUGCCGGAGUUGCAAGCAUGGGCCAUGGGCACGGCCGUGGAAGGGGCAGAGGGCGAGGAGGAAGAUUUGGCAGCAGCAACUUCAAUGGAGGCCGUGGUAAUGGAGGAUAUGGCAGCAACAACAACAACAAUGGCUACGGGCGUGGGCGCGGUCGAUUUGAUGGCGAAUGCCACUUUUGCCACAAGACCGGCCACAUGUGGAGAGAUUGCUACAGAUUGCCUGAUGGAUGGACCCCUUCUCAAGGCCAAGAGGGCAGAGGAGCAAGGGGAGGAAGAGGCAGAGGUAGUGGAGGCCGUGGUGGUCGUGGAAGCGAAGCGGCAUGCAUGAAAGGUGGAGACUACGAGACGGGCCCGAGUGAAGAUCGAUACCCGGGCCAAUUCUUCUUUGUCUCCACGCAAGCGGCAGCUGCAGCAGGAGGUGUGGAAGACUUUGAGGAGCCAGCUACUGUGGGAAAGGUCACCUUUCACUCUCUGGACUUUUGGGUGAUCGAUAGCGGCGCCACCUAUAGCAUGACACCUCGUGCGGACUUGCUCACCGAACUCGAACCGUCGCCGGUCAAGCAUGUCACAUCGGCUUUGGGGCAGCGAGCAGAGGUGAAAGGCAUGGGCAAGGCCAUGUUCAAGGGUGCUGAUGGGAAGAUGGUGGGCCUCAAGAACGUGCUUUGGGUGCCCAACCUUGCAGCCAACCUGAUUUCUGUGCGGCGUUUGCAAAAGGCCGGCAUGGACACAUCUUCCAAGGGAUCCAAAACUUAUACCGCGCGGCUUGGUGAGCGGAAGCUUUGGGACCUUCAUGAGGACAGGGACAUCUACAAUGAAAUGUGGCAAAUCCCAGUGGUCCCCAUGCCUAAGGAGAGGCAAGUGGCAGCAAGCAUCAGCACCAAGAGUGAAGCGGUUGGUGGCGGUGAUCACGGAAAGCAAAGUGACACCAAGAGUGACUCGAACGACUGCAAUCUUGGAGAGACCAGCAAGGCAU
Messenger RNA from Closterium sp. NIES-67, 1518 nucleotides. The record is from the annotation of a GenBank genome assembly. NCBI's taxonomy places the organism in Eukaryota, Viridiplantae, Streptophyta, Zygnematophyceae, Desmidiales, Closteriaceae.